AUGUCCGCAUCUGAAUUGACUUUGGCGUUUUUCGUCCCUUCUCAGGUCAACACAGGACAUCUUCUCACGCUGGGUCGCUGGCAUGCCCUGGCCAUUGUGUUUCGCUACACCAAACGUUUCCUCAUCUCCAGGUCGACGGUCAGUGUGUUUGUCGACGGUCAACGGACAAGUCAGAUGGAUUUGCGUUUUCCCACAAUGCCUGAGGUGGGUUGUCGGAACCGGCCUUUUCUCGAUUGUCCGGCCGACUUUAUUUUGUCUUUUGAGCACACCAUCUGA
Protopolystoma xenopodis is the source of this 276-nucleotide messenger RNA. NCBI's taxonomy places the organism in Eukaryota, Metazoa, Platyhelminthes, Monogenea, Polystomatidea, Polystomatidae. The record is from the annotation of a GenBank genome assembly.